UUCAAAUCUUUUCUAUUAAUGGACGGUAAAUUACGAAUGUUAUACGCUGAAGGUUGGCUGACGAAUAUUAAUGAUCUCAUGCAGACUUUGCCUGGAAACCGUAAUAUUUUCCUCAUGAAUAUUACUUAGAUCGCGCUAAUAGCUUGAUAACCUUCCAAUGGCGAUGGCUUGUCUGCUGAAUAAUUAAUAGACAUUCUCUCCAUAGAACGACCCAGAAAUUCAGGAUAAGGGACCGUCUGCGCCAACGGUGAUAGCUGGGAUAUUUAUCAUCAUGCUGGAAAUCCAGACGUGGCGGUGUACGCGAUUUGAACCUUCUGUUUGGGUAUGAAACAAAAAAUGAAUCAUAUUUACUCUAAAUGAUGCCGAAUCCCUCUCUGCCUGUGCCUUUGGACAUUGUCGGACUGCCGUCAUAAUUCUGUGAGAAACCCCUCAAAAAUCAGUGCAGCCAAGAGGCUUCAGCAUGCUUUGAGUAAAUAAAGGCAUCGAACGAUAUUUCUAUUACAUAAUGCUGGAGAAGAGUAAAUAUUAUUUGGUAGACGACUCAAUGGAUCAGAGGAUUCCUGCUGAUAAUGAAGGACAUUUCCAGCAUGGGCUCACAUUCGAGGUGAAGUUCAUUGGGAGCCUGGAUAUUGUGCGACCUAAAAGCAGGAUUGAAAUUUUGGCCGCUAUGAGACGAAUACGGUAUGAGUUUAAAAUUAAGAACAUAAAGAAGAAGAAAGUCAAUCUUAUUGUGUCAGUGGAUGGUGUCAAGGUAGUUUUGCGGAAAAAGAAAAAGAAAUCUGCUUAUAGCUGGGAUGAAAGCCAAGUGACACUGGCCCAAGACCCCAUUUUCAGAAUAUUUUACGUCUCGCAUGACUCACAGGACCUGAAGAUAUUCAGUUAUAUAGCAAGAGACAAGAAAAGCAAUGUGUUCCACUGCAAUGUCUUCAAAUCCAAGAGAAAGAGCCAAGCCAUGAGGAUAGUACGGGCCGUGGGUCAGGCGUUUGAAGUGUGCCAUAAACAGAGUCUAGACAGUGCUGACGCAUGGCUUGUAAAAGGAGAAGAGGAGAGAAGCAAAGAUGAAAAUCCGGUUACUGGCACCACCAUUGAGAAAUCAGGCAAUGCUGGCCUGGAAAAAGAUGACAAGGUGUGUGAAGCACCAGUGCUGGUGAUGGAGCCUCCUCUCUCCAGCCCUCUAACUGUGAGCCAUCAGGUGCAGCUCCUGCAGAGGCAGUUACAGCAGCAAGAGCAGAAGAGUCAAGCUGCCUCCGCACAGGUGGUUCUGUUGCAGCAGCAGCUGUCGGUGGAGAGCAACGCCAGGACGGAGGCUCAGACGAGAGUCCAGCAGCUCCUGCAACAGAACACUGAACUCCUGCAGCAUCUCUCGCUUUUGGUCAAACACGUGCAAGAGCUGGAGCUUCGCACUCAACCACACAAGAACUCUCCCUUGGGAUCUCAAGACAGUCUUCUGGAAAUCGCCCUGCGUCCCAACAUGCCAGCUGCAUCGCGUGACCCCAACCCAAAUCCCCUCCCAAGCGCUAGAGGAGGCUUCCCUCUCUCAAACAGCCUGGUUCGGCUGGAUGGCUUUCGUUUCUUCACAGAAUCUUCAGACCAGGAGAAGAAGCCGGAUCAGGACCGUGACUCAGGUCAGGGUCAGGAUGAAGAUCAGUCAGGAGGUUGCUCUCCUCCAGUGAACCAGUUCCUCAGCGCACUGGACACAGCUGGAUUCAGAGAGUCGGGUAUCGCAUCCGGUUAUGAGUCUAACACAGAUGAGAGUGAUGACCGGGACAGCUGGGGCCAGUAACUGUGUGCAUCUGUGUGUGUGUGUGAGACUGUUCCUGCUGAAAAAAA
Pimephales promelas (fathead minnow) is the source of this 1830-nucleotide messenger RNA. RefSeq names its product nitric oxide synthase 1 (neuronal) adaptor protein b (gene nos1apb). Lineage: Eukaryota; Metazoa; Chordata; Actinopteri; Cypriniformes; Leuciscidae. The record is from RefSeq and is a predicted model, not a curated record. Gene Ontology annotation, molecular function: nitric-oxide synthase binding.